GCGGACGGGGACGCGGACGGAGGGAGAGCGCCGUCUGAGAGCGCAGAGGAGCGUCGAAGGCUAUCGAUGAAUGUCGUCACGAGCGGGGAGCGCAGCAGCACCACGAACGCCCGAAGCAAAUCAGAGCGGCGCAAAGCGAAGCCGCGCCAGGCUGCGCCACGCCACGCGAAGCCGAGCCGAGCCGAGGCGUCGCUGAGGUGACGACAAAGUAGCGUCGGGACGAAGCGAGCGGAGGGAAGGGCCCGCUCUUUCUUCUUCUCGCUCCUCCGCCAUGUACACAGCUUCUUGCAUUCGGUAAGCUGUUCAGUGUCCAGAUCCGAAUUCCCAGUUGUCUGAUCAGAGGAGACCGGAAGAGCUAUGAGUCAGGUGCUAUGCGAGCCGAGGUUCUUGGUCGCAUUGAAGUCCGGACAGUCAGCUUUGAGUUUUGGUCGCUCGGGCGCUGGACCAUGGCAGCCCAGGAUCCUUGUUGCAUACAAGGCUCAUGGCCUCAAUUCGACGCCCUCACCUGAUGGAUACUCGUCGCUCAAGAGCAGGAGGAGGUUGAUUUGGUCUGAGAAGGCUCUUGUUAAGUUGUCCACAGAUGGCAAAGCUCAGCAAUCAAGAACUUUGGCAUCACUGGCAGCAGAUCAAGAGACGGUUGCUAAAACGGAGUCCGAGAUUGAAAUACCUGUUUCAGAAGAAGAGAUCAGGCCUGUUGUUCUUCCCACGAAUGACUCAUCUCAAAAGUUGCUACAAAUUCGUCAUACAAGUGCUCAUGUCAUGGCAAUGGCUGUCCAAAAGUUAUAUCCAGAAGCGCAGGUUACCAUAGGCCCUUGGAUCGAAAGGGGAUUUUAUUAUGACUUCGACAUGAAGGAGCCUUUGGCUGAAAAAGAUUUGAAGAAGAUCAAAAAAGAAAUGGAUAAAAUUGUCGGUCGUAAUCUUCCACUGAGGAGGGAAGAAGUAUCUCGAGAAGAAGCUGCGCGUCGAAUUAAGGCGAUCAAUGAGCCUUACAAGCUCGAAAUUUUAGACAGCAUCAAAACCGAGCCAAUCACAAUCUAUCAUAUAGGAGACGAAUGGUGGGAUUUGUGUGCGGGACCUCACCUGGAGAGAACAGGUCAGAUACCCCGUAGAGCACUUGAGUUGGAGACCGUUGCCGGAGCCUACUGGAGAGGAGAUGAGAAGAGAGCAAUGCUGCAACGAAUAUACGGGACUGCCUGGGAAACAGAGGAACAACUAAAAGCUUAUCAAGUUCAAAAGGAAGAAGCAAAACGUCGUGAUCAUCGCCGGCUGGGUCAAGAUCUUGGUUUAUUUUCUAUCCAGGAAGAUGCCGGUGGAGGUUUAGUUUUUUGGCAUCCCAAAGGAGCUAUGGUUCGCCACAUAAUUGAAGAGUACUGGAAGAAGGUUCAUCUGCAGCGUGGUUAUGAACUGCUGUAUACUCCUCACGUGGCAAAGUUGGACCUCUGGAAAACAAGUGGUCAUUACGAUUUCUACAGAGAGAACAUGUACGACCACAUGGACGUAGAGGACGAACUUUACCAACUUAGACCCAUGAAUUGUCCUUGUCACAUUCAGAUAUACAAGGAUGUCCUUCGCUCGUACAGGGAAUUACCAAUGCGAGUUGCUGAAUUGGGUACAGUAUAUCGGUAUGAGAGGUCUGGAGCGUUACAUGGACUUUUUCGUGUCAGGGGAUUCACUCAGGAUGACGCACACAUCUUCUGCCUCCCAGAUCAAAUCAGAGAGGAGAUCAGAGGCGUGUUGGAUCUAACUGAGGAGAUCCUUACAACGUUUGGCUUUAAAAAUUAUGAAGUCAACCUCUCUACACGACCGGAGAAAUCUGUUGGAGGUGAUGAUAUUUGGGAACAAGCUACGACUGCAUUAAGGGAAGCAUUGGAAGAUAAGGGUUGGAACUAUUCCAUAGACGAAGGAGGUGGUGCGUUCUAUGGUCCUAAAAUUGAUCUUAAAAUCGAAGAUGCUAUUGGACGGAAAUGGCAAUGUUCCACGGUCCAGGUUGAUUUUAACUUACCACAUAGAUUCAAGCUUUCCUAUGUGGAUAUGAAUACCCAAAGGAAACAGCCCAUUAUGAUCCAUCGUGCCAUUCUGGGCUCCAUAGAGCGGUUCUUUGGGAUACUCGUAGAAAACUAUGCUGGAGACUUCCCGCUGUGGCUAGCACCCAUGCAAGUACGGCUUCUUCCUGUGACGGAUACCCAGGUGCCGUACUGUAAGGACGUUGUAGCAAAACUUAAGGCUUUAGAUAUUAGAGCGGAGAUUGCAUAUGGAGAACGACUAGCCAAGUUAAUCCGUAAUGCGGAGACUCAGAAAAUCCCAGUUAUGGCGGUUGUCGGACCUAAAGAAGUUGAAGAUGGAACGUUGACAGUGCGGACGAGACAUGGUGGAGAGCUCGGAAGUAUAUCUGUUGACCACAUAGUUGCCAAAAUACAAGCCGCUGUUGCCUCGAGAGGCGUUUUGUAACUUUUCACCUCUUCCAAUUAAAAUCAAUCUUAUUUAUAGCAG
Messenger RNA from Marchantia polymorpha subsp. ruderalis, 2490 nucleotides. The record is from the annotation of a GenBank genome assembly. NCBI's taxonomy places the organism in Eukaryota, Viridiplantae, Streptophyta, Marchantiopsida, Marchantiales, Marchantiaceae.